Molecule: messenger RNA, 1677 nt
Organism: Culex pipiens pallens (northern house mosquito)
Lineage: Eukaryota; Metazoa; Arthropoda; Insecta; Diptera; Culicidae
Product: alpha-tocopherol transfer protein-like
Exons: 1
Coding region: 525-1310 (261 amino acids)
Cellular component (GO): membrane
Molecular function (GO): phosphatidylinositol bisphosphate binding
Source: RefSeq, a predicted model, not a curated record
GACAGCAAUUUUUUGUUGCGCUCAUCUGGGAGUGAAAAUUGUUUCUUUUGCCUUCGCGGGCCACUUUUUCACCCCCUUUCUGAAGGGAAAAUGCUGCGUCGUAAAGGACAUUCCUAGGUUUUCCCCACCGCGCCGCCACGGCUCUGGGGGGAAAUUCUUCGAAGCCCAUUUUCUUGUUUCGCUUUUUUUUUUUGGGCUGUUUCGGGUGCGGACACACGUGCGAGAUUAAUUUUCUCGCAGUUUUUUUUCAGGUAUUUUUUGAAGAUGUUGUUUUUUUGGAGAAUCCACAAAAACGGCUCUUAUUUUGGAGUUAAUACCUACUGUCGAGCUGAUGUUGUGCGUUGCUAAUCGAAUUCUGUGCCAAGUCAUGCACAUGCUUUUGGGAUCAUUUGCAGUGCUGCUAGUGAAAAAUGAUCGAUGGGUAAGCCAUUUGUUUUGUUUCAUUAGUAGAUAAACAGCAAAAUGCUUCAAGAUUCAGUUGCGCUCUGUAAUCUGUUGAAAGCGGUUGUUCAAAAAUCUAAACCAUGGGUUCGUUUACCGUAGAAAAGUGUCCCCAAUCAUACGACGAGUACAAGUUGACAUUAGAUGAGCAACAUCUGCAAAAGGUCCGUAACGAACUCAACGAAACAGACGAAAAUCGGGCUCAAUCGUUGGCUCAAAUGCGUGAAUGGAUCGCCAAACACCCGCACAUAAAGAAAUGCCGAACGGAUUCAAUAUUCUUGUUGCGCUUUUUGAGAAUGCGAAAAUUUUCAGUCCCAAUGGCGCAAGAAAGCCUGGAGCGGUACCUGACAGCGCUACGAUCGUUUCCACAGUGGUUCCGGAACCUCGAUCCACUGGACGGGGAGAUCAGGCUUUUCAACAAGGCCGGAAUGCUCACCAACCUAGGUCGGGACACACUCGGUCGUACCGUCGUACUUCUUCGGGCACGUGCCUUCAAUCCGGAACGAUUCACCUCGGCUCAUGUUGUACGGCAGAUCAUGCUUCUGCUGGAGACUACCAUCGACGAAGAAGAAUCACAAAUCAAUGGCUACGUGGUGAUUGCUGAUUACGAAGCGAUUUCACUGAAGCUGCUUUCCGUGUGGUCCUUGACCGAUGUCAGCAAUGCAUCGGACAGCCUUUUCCAGUCAUUCCCGUUGCGAAUUCAAGAGAUCCACGCAAUAGGAGUCCCCAGAUUUUUGAAGAUAGUAUCAGACAUGGCGUUGUCUUGCAUGAGCGAGAAGAUCAGGAAUCGUGUUACCGUAAGUAAUAUUUCUAGAAUUUCUAGUAAGGUGAAAUCUCUUUUGCCAAUUAGUCAAUCGUGCAUUGCAUAAGAUAAUUUUUUAAGCUAGAAUGAGUUCAAAUUGAUUGAUGGGUAGCACAUUUGUUCCGGAUUAUUUAUCUGAAAGAUCUUCAAGCUUGAACUAGUAAAAUUAGAACAAAUCAUUACACUUCAGUCGUGCUCUGUUAUCAAUAGAUAACGGUCGUUCAAAGAUUUAAAUAUGGCGUCGUUUAACGUAGAAAAGUGUUCCCAAUCAUACGACGAGUACAAGUUCACAUUAGAUGAGCGACACCUGCAAAAGGCCCGUAACGAGCUGAACGAAACAGACGAAAAUCGUGCACAAUCGUUGGCUCAGAUGCGUGAAUGGAUUGCCAAACACCCACACAUUAAAAAAUGCCGAACGGAUUCAAUGUUCCUGU